This is a messenger RNA of Phascolarctos cinereus (koala), 2144 nucleotides long. It is a transcript of the gene JAM2, whose product is annotated as junctional adhesion molecule 2. Gene Ontology annotation, cellular component: protein complex involved in cell adhesion; tight junction; cell surface. NCBI's taxonomy places the organism in Eukaryota, Metazoa, Chordata, Mammalia, Diprotodontia, Phascolarctidae. Gene Ontology annotation, biological process: leukocyte cell-cell adhesion. The record is from RefSeq and is a predicted model, not a curated record.
GACACCAGGCCAGACAGCCAAGUGCUCCAGGUCUUUUCCUUGCAGCUACUCGAAUGCGUCUGGUUCUCUUUUUAGUGACUGACUGCGGACGUCUUCUUCCACCCCCAUCAGCACCUCCCCUGCCCUUCCAGACUCUGAAUGUGGUUCAGAAAAGGGGAAACGGUCCCACAGACCUAGGGCUACAGGAAAGAACCCGCCUCUAGUAAUUUACUUUAAAAAAAAAAAGCCUACGAGGGCUAAAGUCUUUCCCCACACCCUUCUCCUCCCCCUCACCCUUCCUUCCCCUCCUCCUCCUCCAUCUUCUUUGAGCUGCUGAGAUUCUCCUACGUCCAGCCUCUACGCUGAUCCGGAGGAGAAAAGAGCUGUUCUCUGGAAGAUGGCGAGAAGGAGCCGCCACCGCUUUCUCCUCCUGCUGCUGAGCUACCUGGGGGUAGCCCUGGGCUAUCACAAUGUAUAUGGAUUCUCUACCCCAAGAAACCAUCAAGUUGUUACAGCAAUAGAGUUUCAAGAAGCCAUUUUAUCCUGUAAGUACCAAAAGAAAACAUCUCCUUCAAGAUUAGAAUGGAAGAAACUUGGACCCAGUGUCUCCUUUGUCUAUUAUCAGCAAGCUUUUCAAGGUGAUCUUAAGGAUAGAGCUGAGAUGCUCAAUUUCAGCAUCAGAAUUAAAAAUGUGACUAGAAAGGAUGCUGGACAGUAUCGCUGUGAAGUUAGUGUACCAUCUGAUCAAGGCCAAAACCUUGAAGAGGAUGUUAUUGCUCUGGAAGUAUUAGUGGCACCCGGUGUUCCAUUAUGUGAAGUCCCCAGCUCAGCUCUGAGUGGAACUGUAGUAGAACUAAGAUGUCAAGAUAAAGAAGGUUUUCCAGCUCCUGAGUACACAUGGUUCAAGAAUGGUGUUCAUUUACUAGAAAAUCCCAAAAGUGGCCACAAAAUCACCAACAUCUCUUACACAAUGAAUAGAAAAACUGGGACUCUGCAAUUUAACAGUGUUUCAAAACUUGACACUGGGGAGUAUUUUUGUGAAGCUCGCAAUUCAGUUGGAUAUCACAAGUGUCCUGGGAAACAAAUGCAAGUUGAUGACCUAAAUAUAACUGGUAUCUUAGGAGCUGUAAUAACUGUGGCCUUAUUGAUUUUAUUUUGUGGCCUUGGAGCUUGCUAUGCUCAGAAGAAAGGUUACUUUGCAAGAAGAACAAUUCAGACUCUAAAGCUGCUAAAAUGAGUGAAUGUGAUUUCAAGCACACAAAGUCCUUUGUAAUUUAGAAGACUUCUUACUUUGAGAUAUACCCAAACCACUGUUUGUUAAAACAAAUUAUUAAAAAUGAUUUUAAAAAACUGUGCUUUGUCUUACAUUUAACAAAAGCUACAUAAUGAAAGCAGAGAGAUAAUUUUGGUUAAAAUUUUAUCAUGAUUUCUAUAGUAUUUGAAACACAACAUUUUAAAAGAAUAAUCAAUCUUAAGCACUUAACAUACUGAAUUCUGUUUUUUGUUGUUGUUGUUGUUGUUUGGGGUUCUUGUCUUGUUAGUUACCAAUAUCAUAAUGUCCUUGUAUGUACGCAUUUCUAUAUUUCUUUCUAGUAUUUCUGUCUUAUUUGGCAGCUUAGGUAUCUUCUUACUACUACCACUAUUUCAGAAAGAAAACAUUUCAAAAGCUUACACUGAAAACCAAAUUGUUCUAUGGUAUAAGAAAACAUCAGCCUAACAUACCUGCUUUGUAGGCACUCAGGAUGGGGGGUUCAGAACACACUCUGAAACAAAGAGCCUAUUUGAACAUAUAACUGCCCAAAUCCUGUUUUUCUAUCCCCAAGACAAACCUUGUUCACCCACAUGAGGGAAUUCAUAUAGAAAUACAUUUGAAUAAAUUCCACACACUUUGUUUUUGUUUCUCUUUGGCAUAACGGAAAGUAACCUUCAGGAAAGGAAGAAUGUGUGUUGUGUAUGAUGCCCUUCGCACGGCUUGAAGCAAUAGAGACAACAGUUAGGAUAUGCCUGGUUUCAAAUCCCAGUCUGGCACUUGUUGACUGUCGGCAAGUCUUUUUGAGCCUCAGUCUUCAUAUCUCUCAAUUUGGAGAUAAGAACAUCUGCAUUAUUUAUCUCAUAGGGUUGUUGUAAAGAUCAAAUGAGAUAAUAUUUGGAAGGCACUUUACAAA